AUGCCUAUGCAUUUCAUGUUUGGUUUGGAGACGAGAUUUGACGGGACGGUCCCUUUUUUUUUUUUUUGACAAUGAGGGCUAUCACCGUCGUAUGUGUACAUGUUGUUUCGAGUAAAUUGAUGAUUUCGUUGUUUGUGUUCGAAUGAUGGGGCAAUUGAGGAAGCGGAACAACGAAGGAGCGUUGUUGUCCAAAGAAAAAAAACGCCAGUGGCCACCGCUCCCAGUCACAACUCACAACGGCCAAGUGAGAGAGGCCUUCCGUCUAGUAUAGUACUCCGUAUCUCGGCCCCGUCCAAUGCGAGUCGGGAACCCAAACAGAUAGCAUCCCGCGUCGCCGCGAUGGAAGCCUCGCCCUUGCCAACGCUCGCCGCCUCCCGCUUCCUGUCUCUGCCGCCGCUGCUGGCGCCAACAUGCCCCCGGCGGACCGCUCCCUUCCUCCGCGCGGCCACACAGACGCUGGAAGCGCCGGAGGCGCCCAAACCGCCGCGGCCGUCCCCCAGGCGCAGCGCCGUCGCUGAGGUCAAGGGGGCCCCGGACCCCAUCGCCGCCCUCAACAGGUUUGAGGAGGUACUGCAGACACAAGACUGCAACAUAAUUCUGCGCCACUGCGGGGACACUAGGCGUUGGGAUGACCUCUCUAAGGUCUUCGAGUGGAUGCAGGAGCGCGAGAUGACCAACGCUGCAUCUUAUAGCAGCUACUUCAAGUACCUUGGACUAAGCCGUGACCCUGCGAGGGCGCUUCAAGUGUAUGGUGCCAUCAAAGACCAAACGAUGAAGGUCCAUGUCUCCGUCUGUAAUUCGGUUCUCGGGUGCUUGGUGAAGAAUGGGAGGCUGGACAGCAGCUUCAAGCUCUAUGACGAGAUGAUACGGGAAGGUCUAUCUCCUGAUCCAUUCACCUACAGCACCCUGCUGUCAGGGUGUAUGAAGUUGAAGCAGGGCUACACGAAGGCAAUGGAAUUGAUCAAUGAUAUGAAAUCCCGUGGUCUUCAGAUGGAUAUUGUGAUAUAUGGCACUCUUCUGGCAAUAUGUGCAUCUCAUAACUACUGUGAGGAGGCUGAAGUAUACUUUCAGAAAAUGAAAGAUGAAGGCCAUUGUCCUAACCUGUUCCAUUACAGCUCCCUGUUGAAUGCAUAUUCAGAAAACUCUGAUUAUGAAAAAGCUGAGCUAUUGAUGAAAGAUCUGAGGUCCUCUGGAUUAACACCAAACAAGGUUAUAUUGACCACUUUGUUAAAGGUGUAUUCUAAAGGCGGUCUCUUUGAGAAGGCUAAGGAACUGCUAACUGAACUGGAAGCCUCAGGCUUUGCACAGGAUGAGAUGCCAUACUGCAUAUUGAUUGAUGGGCUUGUCAAAGGUGGGAAGAUACAGGAAGCAAAGAUUCUAUUUAAUGAAAUGAAAGAAAAAGGCGUCAAAUCUGAUGGUUAUGCAUUUAGUAUCAUGAUUUCAGCAUUACACAGAGGUGGUCAUCAUGAAGAAUCAAAACAGCUUGCAAAAGAAUUUGAGUCUGAGAAUGCAUCAUAUGAUCUGGUUAUGCUUAAUACAUCACUGCGCACUUACUGCAGCACCAAUGAUAUGGAGAGUGUAAUGAGGAUGCUAAAGAAAAUGGAUGAAUUGAACAUAUCACCUGAUAAUAUUACAUUUAAUACCUUGAUAAGGUACUUCUGCAAUUCAAAGGUUUAUCACCUAGCAUACAAAACUGUUGAAGAUAUGCAUACAAAGGGUCAUCAAUUAAAUGAGGAGCUUUGUUCUCAUGUAAUGGUACAGCUAGGAAAGGGAGGUUUUCCUUCUGAAGCAUUUUCUUUGUAUAAUAUGUUGAGAUACAGUAAAAGGACAGUACACAAAUCUCUGCAUGAGAAGGCCUUAGGCAUCUUAGUUGCAGCAGAACUUCUCAAGGAAGCUUAUAUAGUUGUUAAGGACAAUGCUGAUCUGAUAUCUCCUGCUUCUUUGGAGAAGUUUGCUAAAUCUUUCAUGGUAUCAGGAAAUAUAAAUCUAAUUAAUGAUGUCAUGAAAGCCCUAAAUCGCUCCGGAUGGCGUAUCAGCCAGGACAUCUUUGGGAGAGCAAUCAAGAGAUACAUCCGCAAGCCUGAUAAGAAGCAGCUGCUGGUGUGCCUCUUGGACUGGAUGAUUGGACAAGGCUAUUCUGUAGACUCGUCAUCAAGGAACUUGCUUUUGAAGAAUGCACAACUUUUUGGCCAAAAACAAAUUAUAGCAGAAAUCCUUUCGAAGCAGCAGACAGCAUCAAGGAAUAUUGGCCAAAGACACAAAAACUGAUAAAGGAAAGAUUUUGUAUAUAUAAGCUGUUCAUAUCCAUCCAGGUACCUCCUUUGAUAAGCCAUGAUUGUCCGAGGAUCAGUUUACUGUCCUCUGAGGGAUCAGUAAGAGACAAGAUAUCAGUUAUCACCCUAAUGUGCAGAUAUGCGUAGGCUGCAAACCAACUUUUAUUAGGAUUUCAGAUUAUGGAACUUUCCCAGGAGACAUCAGUAAAGCUGGGAGUGGAGUACCCCCUUGCUUGCAAUUAUAUGUGUGUUAGAUUAUGUGUUGUCUGGAGGCUUACACCCAGGUAAAUUGUAGCCAUGCUGAGACCUGAGACAGUCAAUGUUUAUCUGUUAUCUCUAUUGAAAGGCUUCAAGUUGUUUGUCUUUAUCACUAAAUUGGUGCCAGUGUUGAGGUGAACUUGGAGAAAGAACCGUGCUUCAGUUUGACAAUAUUUAUUUGUUGAUGGUUAUAUAGGAUGUCCUUUUUAGAGUUGCGUCUAUGGCACGAACUGAUAAACAGUGACAUGAACAGAUAGCUGCUGACCUGCUGUACAAUAUUUUAGCUGAGGCAGAGAGCCUGAGUAUUUUUUCUUAUGCUAGGCGUCAGUUUUGUCUCUGAGAUAUUCUGUUUGAGCUUAGCUGAAUGGUGGGGACUCUAUGAUUGAACUUACACUAAGCAUCAGCAGCCGCAGGAUAUUUUGAAUAAAUAAUAUCAUCCAAUAAGUUUUGAGUCCACAUAUAUUCGAACACAUAAGAUUCCUUCGCGUACAGUUUUGACCAGUUUUGCAGAAUCUUGUUGCAUGUCUAACCUUCAUAAUGAUGUGGGCAUGUGGCCAUCUAUUUGUCCUUUUAUCUCCUUGAAUCGUUGAUGUUGAUGAUACCUGGUAGCAUGCGGUCCUCUUGGUUGCAAGUAGCACUGAAGCACCGAAGGGAGUUCAUUGCAUCGAGACAUUUUGCAGUGCAGAAAGAUGUCAUACUCGGCUAUAUUCAUUGAGUGAGACAUGUUUCCCUUGUUGCAGGCGACAAGACUUUCAGGAAAGAAUAAACCUGGAGGCAUCGAAAUUUAUAAACAUGGAGGCCACGAGGGGCUGAAAUUCAGUGGAAUUCUUGUGAUAAUGGUUUGAGGAAACCGCCUUUCGAAAUUCUGGAGUAUUUCAUGUUUGAGUCCCUUGCUGACAUUUUUUCCCCCAUUUUUUGGGCAGAUGGUGCCAUCCACAUCCACCUUUACUACUCGGUACCCUUCUUCACUCAACCCACUGAAAGCGAGAAGUUUACUCUGCUACGUAUUUUAAUCAGCCAGUGGACAUUAGUGACUUGUGUGUCCCCAGAUAAGAUAAAUUAGCACGAAGGCAUCGUUGUCAGAGUGUACAAAUCACAAAAAAGAAAAUUUGGACAGGUUUGGAGGUGAGGAUCAGCACAACACACAGGAAAAUGGGGCCAAGGCGAGCUAUAGCGAUCAACGAUUGGGCCCCGUGACAGCUCGUCGACUUGUUUUGGCGCAACAUAUUUUUCUUUUCUCCCGAAUGACGGCUCUCAUUUCAUCAACUAUCAGUAACCGGCGUUACCAUCCAAAGUUUCUUUCACAAUUUCUUCAAACCGUGUCGUUGUCAGUUGCCGUCAUUUGGUGGAUUGGAGAUCGCUGGCCAGUCUCGGCAGUCAAGUGGAGGAAUCUCGCAAGCAAUCCCGAAUUCCCGAUCCCGUCCGCAUGGUCGCCAGCCGCACACACACUGGUGGAAUCAUCUUCCUGUGUCUUUGUCUGUGUCUGGCUGGCAUGUAGAGCCCGUUGUAGAUGUGUUCACGUCCAAACCUAAUUGAGUCUGAGUACUCUCUCCGUCUAUAAAUAAAUGCAAUCUCGUUUUUCGACGA
Messenger RNA from Sorghum bicolor (sorghum), 4118 nucleotides. Its product is annotated as pentatricopeptide repeat-containing protein At1g10910, chloroplastic. NCBI's taxonomy places the organism in Eukaryota, Viridiplantae, Streptophyta, Magnoliopsida, Poales, Poaceae. Bases 340 to 2268 code for a protein of 642 amino acids. The transcript has 13 exons. The record is from RefSeq and is a predicted model, not a curated record. Gene Ontology annotation, molecular function: protein binding.